AUGCAUGAUAACGAUAGAAGAAGAAGAAGAAGAAGAAGAAGAAGAAGAAGAAGACGAAGAAGACGAAGAAGAAGAAGAAGAAGAGGAGGAGGAGGAGGAGCAACCAAAACAACGACAAGCCUCCAUGCUUAAAUCAAGCACCGAAAACUAUUCAGAGAUCGGGGAACAACUGGAGAAACAGUUUUUACGAAGCUGAUGGACUUUCUGCAUAAUAGUGGACAAUAUAAACACAUUUGAAUAAUGAUCAAAAGGUGCAGAUAUAACAAACAGUAGAGGGCAGCAAUAUGUCAUUGCAGUGUCUAGUCUGCCGAAUCCAAUAAGAAGAAAAAGUGUUUGAGGAGGAACCUAGGUGAAGUGAUUAUACAUCAGUCGUUGGGAGAUAUGGAGUUCUAAUCGCUUCAACAUGCUGAUAAACUCAGAACAGGAGGCACUGAUUGGACUGGUGUUUGAAACCUAUCUGACAGAACAUCAUCAUGGUGACAUUCUUCAGCUUAUUGCAGAUGCUAAUGAGGAGACCCAUCACCCUGUCCUUGUCAAUGCAAUGACAUUGUUUGAAACAAAUAUGGAGGUUGGGGACUAUUUCAACGCCUAUCCGAACGAUGUCCUGGCUAUAUUUGAUAAAGUGUUACAAAGAACAGCGAUGGACUUGUCACAGAAUGCUUCUCUCAAGCACUUCGAAGGACAAAGAACAAAGGAGCACCGAAUGAGAAACACACUUCAUGCUCGCAUUACAGGUUUACCAGUUUGUCCAGAACUGACCAGAGAGACCAUUCCCAGGUCAAGAGACGUAGGGCAUUUUUUGUCUGUCACUGGUACUAUCAUACGUACCAGUGUUGCAAAGGUUCUGGAAUUUGAGCGUGAUUACAUGUGUGACAAGUGUCGACAUGUUUUCUCGAUGCAGGCAGAUUUUGACCAGUUCUAUGCCUCAGUCCCACCUGUGAACUGCCCUAAUCCUGAUGGCUGUAAUUCAUACAAAUUCAGCUGUUUGUCAGGAGGAUCUGAGCCUUCAGCCUGCAAGGACUAUCAGGAGAUCAAGAUACAAGAACAAGUGCAGAGGCUGUCAGUGGGCAGUAUUCCUCGUUCUAUGGUGGUAGUUCUUGAGGAUGACCUGGUCGACAGUUGUAAAUCUGGAGAUGACGUGACCGUCUAUGGAGUAAUGUGCCAACGCUGGAAGCCCUUAUAUGAGGGCACUCGCAGUGAUGUGGAGAUGGUCCUCAAAGCUAACAAUAUAGAAGUAAACAACAAACAGACUGCUUCUGCACUGCUCAUGAAGGAUGUUCUGCAAGAAUUUGCUGUUUUCUGGGAUAAUUACAAACAUGAUCCCAUAGCUGGUAGAAACCAGAUCUUGUUGAGCCUGUGCCCACAGGUAUUUGGCAUGUAUGUGAUUAAACUGGCAGUGGCCAUGGUGUUGGCUGGCGGAGUGCAGAGGAUAGAUUCUUCUGGGACCAAGAUCAGGGGUGAGUGUCAUAUGCUGCUGGUUGGUGACCCAGGAACGGGGAAGUCUCAAUUCUUGAAGUAUGCUGCUAAGAUCAUGCCUCGUUCUGUACUCACAGCUGGCAUUGGCUCAACAAGUGCAGGACUGACUGUUGCAGCAGUGAAGGAUGGAGGUGAUUGGCACCUGGAGGCAGGAGCUCUGGUCCUGUCAGAUGGUGGUUUGUGCUGCAUCGAUGAAUUCAACAGCAUCAAGGAACAUGACCGCAUCAGCAUUCAUGAAGCUAUGGAGCAACAGUCUAUAAGUGUGGCCAAAGCUGGUAUGGUUUGUAAGCUGAACACUCGCUGCACCAUCCUGGCAGCUACCAACCCUAAAGGCCAGUACAAUCCCAAUGAGCCACUGUCUGUGAAUAUAGCUCUGGCCAGUCCUCUGCUGAGUCGUUUUGACCUGGUCCUUGUUCUGCUGGACACCAGAAAUGCAGAGUGGGACCACACUAUCUCCUCUUUUAUUCUGGAGGACAGAGGACUGGCUGCUGAGUCUUCCAGCCUGUGGCCCAUGGACAAAAUGAAGGCUUACUUCUGUGCGAUUAAACACCUGCAGCCACAGGUGUCUGACGAAGCCAACAGCAUCCUGACACGUUAUUACCAGCUGCAGAGACAAAGUGAUGGCCGCAAUGCUGCUCGCACCACCAUCCGCAUGCUGGAGAGUCUAAGCCGACUGGCUGAAGCACAUGCCAGGCUUAUGUACAGAGAGACAGUGACCAUAGAGGAUGCUGUCAUGGCUGUCUCUGUCAUGGAGUGCUCAAUGCAGGGCGGUGCUCUGCUAGGUAAUGUAAAUGCACUACUGACCUCAUUCCCUGAGGACCCUGGUCAGCAGUAUGAAGCUCAGUCUCAGGUACUACUGGAAGGGCUGAACCUGCCAUUGCUCCUUCAGAAGGAGAUGGAUAGACUGGCCAGGCUAAAAAGCUACACCUCAAAUGCCUCCAAGUUUGAUUCACAUACUGCUCAUUACCAGCGUCACCCCAGGGACACAAACACCCAAAACCAAACACACGUCCAUGGCAUGACCAGUGUCUACAAGGGUGAUGCCACGGUGGAGAGUGGCUUGGACUGGUUCCACUCCAUCACUUCAUCAGGGUCACCAGAUGAUUUGACCCCAACAUUAACAUCAACUCAAGAAAACCUGAACAGAAAACUAAACUCGAUGGGGGCAGAAACAACUACUGCAAUUAAACAACGGACCUGUCAAAUUGAGGAGGACUAUCAAAAAAACAUAGGCUCAACAUUGACCCAUGAAGGAACUGUUACCACAUCCAAAGAAGAAAACGAAAAAACUGAGAAAAAUGAAUACAUCAAAGAAAAAAGCUCAGUUUGCCAAGAGGUACAUCAGCCUGAAAGACAGAAAGAUGAACAACAUUCAGAGUCAUUGGGGUGUGUAUUUCAGAGGGUCACCAAGAAUCUGAGAGACAGAAGACUCGGAGAGCAGGAGUCAAAUAAUCUGCAGUGUAACAAAGUGGAAGGACGGGGACAUGGAGACAGUGUGGUGUUCUCAGACAGUAAAGGUAAAAAUGUGAAUCAUGUUUUAAAUGCGAAUCCAGAUUCACAGAGAAGCACCAUAAUGUCAUUAAGUAAAAACCUGCCUUCUAAUUACCUAAUGCAGAAGAAUCAGUCCUGUGGCAAACAACGGAGAUUUGAGAAAGAAGACAAAAUAAAUCAGACUGAGACUAAGAACAUCUGCACUGCGCAAGGGGAAAAUAUUUCAUCUGAAGCUGACAAAACUAAAGAAUUGUUAAAUUUUACAUUACAUCACAACAGCACUGCAAUCUCAAAUGUCAGUGCAAAGUUUCAAACUGAAGAUAACUUGGGCAGCAGAGGUCUCCAUGACUACACAGGCAGCAGAAUAGGUAGACAGAAGUUAGUUGGGCAUGAUGAGUUAGCCCGACCAUCUACAGACACAGAGAAGAUUGAAAGAAAGAAAAACCUGAAUCAGUUCCAAAGUCUUGUGCAAGGUAGGUGCAGUAGAAAAAGUGAGGUGGCUGAGUGUUGGUCUGAAGAUAGUACUUGUUUCACAUCAGUCGAGCUGGAUAGGAAUGUUUUUUCUUUGGGAAAGGAAAUAUCUGCCCAAGGCAAAGGUGUUGGUAGAAUUAAGAAAAGUAAUGAUUCAGAAAAUCUGUGUCAGCAACAAAGAACCAGAGACAACAAUAGUGAUAUGACUAUAGAAGAUGACUUUACUGGCAGCCCACAUUUAAAUACAAGCACUCAAUUCAAUGAUUCCACACCAUUCCAUCCAGGCCACACAAAGUCCAGUAUACCCUCUUCAACUCUUGCUAAACUCUCCAGAUUCUCUUUCACCUGCACAACUAAACCCACGACUACUGCUCCAAUGCAAGUGGAAAUAAAUCCUCCAACUGAAGAGGAAAAAGGUUUGUUUAAAAGAAAGCAAGGGAGAGAGUCACCAACUAGAACAAAUUUUAAAGCAAAGCAGAGAGAGACUGUACAUGCUGCAAAGAGAGUGAUGAAUGGUGAUCUUGAGUAUGAAAGCACAGUCAAUGUGAAGAAGAGAAGGUGUUUUAAGAUGGGCCCUCCACCAAGUAUUGUUCAUGAUUCCAAAGGUGCAUUCUCUGGACUGUCCCUGUUUGACUCGGUUGAGAUUAGCAAUGAUGUUCUUGACACUGACUGGGACCAAGAGUUUUCAAACCGAGGCAAUCUUUGAAAUCAUAGGCCCAUGUAAAAAUGGGUUUGGACAAUAGUAAUUUACUCUGAUUUAGUUACCUCCCUUACCCUGAAAAUAAACGUCUUCAAUUGUUCCAGAAGUUCAGGUGUUCAUCCUGCUGUUGUAUUUAAUCUCUAAGAAUAUUUGUGAUGUUCUGACCUUGUGAUUUAGUCAUUAACCCGCUUCCUUAUAGACCGGAAAGGUGUAAUGACAAAAUAUGUCCUCAAACAAAUGCACAAAUAGUACUCAACACGCAUGUGUCCUGGUCCAGCAGAAUUACUACCCAAGCUGGUAGAUAAUUAUUUAUGCGAACUGGGACCUUUUAGAUCCAUCACUGCAUCCAUCCAUGUUGCCUAGAAGCCAUUAACACCUUUCCUUGACACUGACGUCCACUCUCAGUUUGAAGGUAAUUUUUUCCCCUUACACAGUGACAGACCACGUGGAGAUUUAAAGCUGCCAGAAAAACAUUUAUUAAAGAGGCCCAUUUCUUUUGUAUUGAUGUCCAAUUACCCAAAAGCCAAUCUCUUUCAUUUACUUUAAAGACUUCUUUGUGCUACAAGUCUGAGAGCAUGACUGUUAUAGAAGUCCAACUUGCUGAAUAGAUGGAGACAAAUCAGGACAAGUGAAAGUCACUCAGACACACAUUGGAAGAACAGAUGAAAGUAAACAACAGAAUAAGAUAAAUAUCCUUAUGCAAUUCAUAUGUGCAUUAUUGUUUUAACAAAAUGCCACAUUUAUUUUGUUCUUAAGCAAUUUUUUAUUUUAAUUAUUGGCUGACAUUGAUAGCAAUAAUACUGAUUGUAGAUGCAAGGUUUUUGUUCCACAUGAAAUUAAAUCACACUGAGACUCAGGACACACAACAACAACGGUUCUGAAUGGGCAGUUCAUUUAAUCUUUGGUAAUGCUUUGGAUUUUUCCCUUAAACAGUCAAAUAAUACACGAUUGUUUUUAUUGUUUGUGUGCUUGAUGUUGUGUGCAGAGCCAAUUUGAUUGUCAAUAUUUUCUAUUAAAUUAAAAUGAAUUUUCUUUA
Molecule: messenger RNA, 5174 nt
Organism: Pleuronectes platessa (European plaice)
Lineage: Eukaryota; Metazoa; Chordata; Actinopteri; Pleuronectiformes; Pleuronectidae
Gene: mcm9
Product: minichromosome maintenance 9 homologous recombination repair factor
Exons: 16
Coding region: 404-4144 (1246 amino acids)
Biological process (GO): double-strand break repair via homologous recombination
Cellular component (GO): MCM complex; nucleus
Molecular function (GO): single-stranded DNA binding; ATP binding; ATP hydrolysis activity
Source: RefSeq, a predicted model, not a curated record